Molecule: messenger RNA, 2001 nt
Organism: Mercenaria mercenaria
Lineage: Eukaryota; Metazoa; Mollusca; Bivalvia; Venerida; Veneridae
Product: UDP-galactopyranose mutase-like
Exons: 1
Coding region: 202-1212 (336 amino acids)
Molecular function (GO): UDP-galactopyranose mutase activity; flavin adenine dinucleotide binding
Source: RefSeq, a predicted model, not a curated record
AGUACUGGAGUACUGGCAUGCUAGUUCGAAUGGCAGUAUCUUACUGGAGCAUAAAAUUGAAUAUCACAUUACUACGAAUAAUAACUUUAAACCAUUUUGAUGAGCAAUCGUAUGCAAAAGUGUAAAAUGUGUACCUGUCAGUGGUUAUUAGUUUUUUUCUGCUGUGAUUGCUACAUUAUGACUUGAAGCAGUUCCAUUUCUAUGGCAGUGAUUAAAAGUACAAAUAGAAUAACAUUUGUGUCAGUAGGUGUAUCAAUAUUAUUAGCAACAUUGUUCGUACUUCAGAUUGAACUGAAUAGGAACUAUUUUUUGCCUUUGACGAUACAUGUAAAGCAAGAUCAACAUUUUGAUAUAUGUAUUGUCGGAGCUGGCUUGUCAGGGACAGUAGUGGCGGAAAGAUAUGCUGCAACAACGAAUAAAUCUAUACUUGUAUUGGAAAAAUGCAGUCAUGUUGGUGGAAAUUAUUAUGACUUUAUUGAUAAAGAAACUAAAAUUCGUGUUUCUAAAUAUGGUGCGCACCUUUUUCAUACAAAAUACAAACAUGUUUGGGAAUAUGUGCAACACUUCAGCGAAUGGGUUCCGUACGAACAUAAAGUUCUAGCUCUGGUUAAAGGAAAAUAUGUUCCAAUCCCAGUAAAUAUUGAUACUGUCAAUUCAUUAUUUAAUCUUAAUAUCAAAUCAGUUAAAGAGAUGAAUUCAUGGUUAAAAAAUGAACAGGUACAUUAUAAUCGUUCACCAUUGAAUUCAGAGGAAAUGGCAUUGUCUCGUGUAGGAUUAAAAUUGUACGAGCUUUUGUUUAAACCAUACACUGUCAAGCAGUGGAACAAAACUCCUGCUGAAUUAGGACCUUCGGUUUUGGCGCGUAUUCCAGUUAGAAACAACAGUGACGAUCGGUACUUUUCGGAUAGAUUCCAGGCAUUGCCGAAAGACGGUUAUACAGAACUCGUCAACAACAUGUUAAAUUCACCUCAGAUAACUAUACGAUUAAAUAUGGACUAUUUUGAUGUCCGAAGAAGCAUCAAAUGUGGAAAAACAUAUUUUACUGGACCAAUUGACAGAUAUUACGCAAAAAAGGGUUUGGUCGCCCUGGAGUAUCGAUCAUUAUCAUUUGAACGUAGAGUUAUAAAAAAUGUUAACUAUUUCCAACCAGCAAGUGUUGUGAACCAUCCUAAUCCUGAAGAUAAUUUUACUCGAAUUGUUGAAUACAAAUGAUUUCCUAAUCAAAAGCAUCAGUCAAAUGACACUGUAAUAUUCAUUGAACGUUCGACAGACGACGGCGAACCAUAUUAUCCAGUUUCAAACAAAAGAAACCAAGAUUUGUACAAACGCUUCAAAGCAUUUGCAAACUCUGAUUCCUAUAUUCAUUUUCUUGGGCGCUUAGCAAACUAUAAAUAUUUCAAUAUGGAUGAAGCAAUUAAAAAUGCACUUGAAAUAUUCUAUAAUUCAGUAAACAAUAGUCUUUAGCAUUACCAUUUUAACAGUGAUUUGAAGGUAAUGUCUGUACACUAUUCUAACAAUAAUUUUAGUUGGCUGCAAUUUAAAGUACGGGUAUUCACAUAUAUUUCCAUUUAUUAUAUAUUUUGUAUAGACAGAAAUAUCCCCAAAUAACAACGCUAGUUUUAUAAAAACAACCUAUAAUAUGUUUAAAGCCAUCUUGCAACAGGAUGGUAUGAGCAAUCUGAAGAGUAUUUUAUUACUGAUAUUGCUGUUAAUGCUAACUUCAUAAUUACUAAUAUGCAACUUAAUUUUGUGAUAUAUAAACCUUCUGUGAUAUUUUAGCUACUGUCUGGUAUUUAGACGCAUAAUUAGUGAGCAUAUUUCAUAUAGAUCUUUUAAUUCAUGUUUGACUUUUGAGAUGAAAAUGUUUACAUUUAAGUUGUUAAUGACAUGCCUUUUUUAUCCGGUUCCAUCUUAUUUCAUUUAGGUUAAACUUGACACAAUUAGUAAAAAGCUUCCCGGCGUAAUGUGUUAUUCAUGCAACCAUAGAUCAAAUCAUUUUUA